Molecule: messenger RNA, 204 nt
Organism: Colletotrichum aenigma
Lineage: Eukaryota; Fungi; Ascomycota; Sordariomycetes; Glomerellales; Glomerellaceae
Exons: 2
Coding region: 1-204 (67 amino acids)
Source: RefSeq, a predicted model, not a curated record
AUGUUAAGCGAGUGCCUGCUCCUGGCCCCUGCGUGGAACGUCAGGAGUUCCUUGCCCCCCGGUCGUUCAAUUAAACACAGCUCUGAGCCAGACGCGGCAAGGACGCGGUUACGCGACUCCACGAUCUUUCCCGACGCGAUUCCCAGCACUGCCGGGGCACGGCACUUGCUGCAGUCCCAAAAAGCCUUCCUUUAUCCCAACUAG